UCUGGCCAGUAGAAGAGAGAGAUUUUCUAACCAUUGACCAGAUUCGAGUCCGCAGACACGAAAGGUAGCAGCGGGAGAUUGGGAGAGAAAGAAGAGGAGAAGAGGAAGAAGACGACGACGAUCCCUUCGCUUCCUCUUUAACCCCCAUUUCCUCUCUCUCGCUGCAUCUGCCUCUCUGCUCUCAAGCUCCUUCCCCACCGUCGUCAAUGGCGCCCUCAGACAACUCCCGCCAAUCCCUGAUCCCGACCUUCCUGUACUCCUCUUCCCCAUCCACCUCCUCCGCUAGGCCGUUGUUCCUUGAGAAGAUGCUCGGAGCUGGAUCCCGCUCAUUCCCCGCCGUGGAUCGGGAACCCGCACCAGCCCCCGUGGGGCAGAGGGGUUUCGUGAUCCCGGCCCCCAGCGAGCCCGGGAAGAAGAUCGAGAUGUACUCGCCCGAGUUCUACGCAGCCUGCACCGCCGGCGGUAUCCUCAGCUGCGGUCUCACCCACAUGACCGUCACCCCUCUCGACCUCGUCAAGUGCAAUAUGCAGAUUGACCCUGCCAAGUACAAGAGCAUCACUUCGGGAUUUGGAGUCCUGCUCAAGGAGCAAGGCGUUAAGGGAUUCUUCCGAGGAUGGGUGCCCACUUUGUUAGGUUAUAGUGCCCAGGGAGCCUGCAAGUUUGGAUUCUAUGAGUUCUUCAAGAAGUACUACUCUGACAUUGCCGGACCAGAGUUUGCUUCCAAAUAUAAGACUUUGAUCUACCUUGCUGGUUCCGCAUCUGCUGAGGUGAUCGCCGAUGUUGCUCUCUGCCCCUUUGAGGCAGUGAAGGUCAGGGUGCAAACUCAGCCCGGCUUCGCUAGAGGUCUCUCUGAUGGUUUGCCUAAGUUUGUGAGAUCUGAGGGUGCUCUUGGGUUGUACAAGGGUAUUGUUCCUCUUUGGGGCCGUCAGAUUCCAUACACCAUGAUGAAGUUUGCAUCUUUCGAGACCAUAGUUGAAAUGAUCUACAAGUACUCCAUUCCUCAACCAAAGGAUCAGUGCAGCAAAUCUUUGCAGCUUGGUGUGAGUUUUGCUGGUGGAUACGUUGCUGGUGUUUUCUGCGCCAUUGUGUCUCACCCCGCUGACAAUCUUGUGUCUUUCCUCAACAACGCUAAAGGAGCCACUGUUGGUGAUGCUGUGAAGAAGCUCGGUCUGUGGGGACUCUUUACACGUGGGCUUCCUCUUCGUAUUGUCAUGAUCGGAACUCUCACUGGUGCCCAGUGGGGUAUCUAUGAUGCAUUCAAAGUUUUCGUUGGACUGCCGACCACGGGAGGUCCUGCCCCCGCUGCUGCCCUGGCAAAGGCUUAAGCUGUCAAAGGCUGACGAGGACUAAGUAGUCAUCAGCAAUUUUCAAACCUCAGAAGUCAUUUCUUUUAGGGAUUUAAUAAUACGAUGAUAUGAUAUUCGGGAGCUUUGCUUGAGUGGCUCUCGAGACCGUUUCAAUUAUUCUUUUUCACAUUAAGACUUCAGUGCCCACAUUUUUUGAGUCAGCUCGAUUAUGGUAUUCCCAGGAGGAUGUUGUCAAUCCUCUUGAAUCGUUUUGUAGUCAGAUUGAUGCAUUGAAAUUCAAUGUUGAAUUUAGAGCAUUCAUCUCCUGAGGGCCAAAAGGAACGGGGAGAUUAUAUAUGGACAUGAAGAGGAAUAAAUGGGCAGAUAUUGUUUGUGACGGUGAAUUCUCUCUGACAAUGAAAAGAAAAUUUUUGCCUA
This is a messenger RNA of Punica granatum (pomegranate), 1724 nucleotides long. NCBI's taxonomy places the organism in Eukaryota, Viridiplantae, Streptophyta, Magnoliopsida, Myrtales, Lythraceae. The record is from RefSeq and is a predicted model, not a curated record.